This is a messenger RNA of Oryzias latipes (Japanese medaka), 2746 nucleotides long. RefSeq names its product muscarinic acetylcholine receptor M4. NCBI's taxonomy places the organism in Eukaryota, Metazoa, Chordata, Actinopteri, Beloniformes, Adrianichthyidae. The record is from RefSeq and is a predicted model, not a curated record. Gene Ontology annotation, cellular component: synapse; plasma membrane; dendrite. Gene Ontology annotation, molecular function: G protein-coupled acetylcholine receptor activity; G protein-coupled serotonin receptor activity. Gene Ontology annotation, biological process: chemical synaptic transmission; G protein-coupled receptor signaling pathway, coupled to cyclic nucleotide second messenger; adenylate cyclase-inhibiting G protein-coupled acetylcholine receptor signaling pathway.
GGAUUUUCUGUUUUUUGUGUGCGAUUUUGUUUCUCGAGUUUCGAGUACCACAUGGGUUUUCGGCUACUUUAAAGCUUCUGAUCUACCUUCAAGUUAAGUUCUGCCAAUUCUUAAAAACAUCCUGAACUAAAUUAUUUAUUGUAAACCCAAAGGGACUCCAAAAAAGGCGGAGCUAAUUGAGCUGAUGGUUGCUGGUUCAACUGCAGUUAGUUUAGACUUUAGAGUCAGAGAAGGAUUCAAUCAAAAAGUUUUUUUAAGAGAGGUGAACGCGGAACACCUGCUGUUGAGAAAAUUGUUGGACUUGAGACGUCAUCACUUUCCCUCCGUUUCUCCCUCUUUUUGUCUCCCUCUCUUUCUCUCUCUCUCCUUCCUUCCCGCCGCUCGCGUGCCGUGGAGCGCGCGCCACUCGCAGGCUGAAGCUGCCGCUCAGGUUCGCGGUACCGAUGAGCCGAACGGUGCCGCCGCCGCCACCGCGGCACUAGAGACCCGAAGCAUCCCCGAGGACGAGGGCGCGCGCGCGCGCGCAGAAACUUGGGUUGCUGGUUCUCCUGCCAUGAACCAUGAGUGACGGCAGCAGCGGAGCGGGGGGCGUCCAGCCCCUCUGGAACCUGAGCGGGUAUUUGGUCAACCAGUCAUCUGACCUGCUCUCCAACGCCUCGUGUAAUGGCUCCACCAACGAUUCGGCGUCCUGCUCCCUGGCUGCUGACGUUGAAGGGUUUGGAGGAAGUCCGUACAAAACUCUGGAGAUGUUUUUCAUCGCUCUAGUGACAGGGUCCCUAAGCUUUGUGACUGUUACAGGAAACAUUCUAGUCAUGCUGUCCAUCAAAGUCAACAGACAUUUGCAGACCGUCAACAACUACUUCUUAUUUUCCCUAGCGUGUGCCGAUUUGAUAAUCGGUGUUUUCAGCAUGAAUCUGUACACCGUCUACAUCAUCGUUGGGUACUGGCCGCUCGGGCCGGUGGUGUGUGACCUGUGGCUAGCCUUAGAUUACGUGGUGUCGAACGCUUCAGUGAUGAACUUACUGAUCAUCAGCUUUGAUCGAUACUUCUGCGUCACCAAGCCGCUGUCGUACCCAACCAGAAGGACCACAAAGAUGGCGGGAUUAAUGAUCGCAGCAGCCUGGAUCCUGUCUUUCAUCCUGUGGGCUCCUGCCAUUUUAUUCUGGCAGUUCAUCGUUGGGCAGCGGACCGUACCACCCGGGGAAUGCUACAUUCAGUUUCUCUCCAACCCGGCAGUCACGUUCGGGACGGCGAUCGCAGCCUUUUAUCUCCCCGUUGUCAUCAUGACGGUCCUGUACAUCCACAUCUCCCUGGCCUCCAGGAGCCGAGUCUCCAAACACAAACCGGAAAAGAAAGAGAAGAAAACUCCGAGCCUCCUCAAAAGUCACCUGAUCAAGCAGAACAACAACAAUGAGACCAGCCCGCAGCCCAGCCCUCGCUGCACCCCCAAGCUCAGCGUGGACUCCACCACCACCGCCGUGGAGACCGUGAAGAACGGCAGGGUGGAGGAGCCGAAACCAGCUGAGCCAGAACCUUUGGGCCAGCCCAGCCCCAGGCUCACCCAGGAGGAAAAGGAGAGCUCCAACGAUUCGUCUACAGCCUUCAUCCCUCCCACAGAAACGAAGAACAAGCUGGAGAUCACGUCUGAGGCUCCAUCAAAUCCCACCCCAGCGGUUUCCACAGCAUCCAACUCCGCCGUCCCCAAAGUGAACCCCGCCUCCCGGUGGUCCAAGAUCAAGAUCGUGACCAAGCAGGCGGGCGACGAGUGCAUCACGGCCAUAGAGAUCGUCCCGCCCGUGGAAGGCGCCGAGAGGCACUCCAUCCCCAUCAGCCGCCCUCGGACCGUGGCCAGGAAGUUUGCCAGCAUCGCCCGGAGCCAAGUGAAAAGGAAGAGGCAGAUGGCGGCCAGGGAGAAGAAAGUGACCAAGACCAUCUUUGCCAUCUUGCUGGCUUUCAUCAUUACAUGGACACCGUACAACGUCAUGGUGCUGAUUUCAACCUUCUGUCACUCCUGUGUCCCUGACACGGUGUGGGCGAUUGGCUACUGGCUGUGUUAUGUCAACUCCACCAUCAACCCGGCUUGCUAUGCACUGUGCAAUGCCACAUUCAAGAAGACUUUCAAAAACCUGCUGCUGUGCCAGUACAAAAACAUAGGCACAAGAUGAGAUUGUAACAGAUGAGGAUGGGGGGAGGGUGAAAGAUGCUGAGAGAAGCAGUUUGGUGAACUUCAGCCGUGCUUCUACGUUCUCCGUGGACAGAAGAGGUCUCGUCCCGUUAACAGAUGUUCCUCAGACCUUUGGAAGCGUCUGCCCCGAGAAGCCCAACCAUUGUCUUGAAUGUUUUCCACUUGCCAGUGAUCGUUUGUACUCGAACCACAGACAAAUGGCAAUGCCAAUGCCACAUUUUGUAACCAGACGAUCGUUCCGGUGGCUUUCCAUGCCUGAGUUGACAGAAAUGUUCAUUUGUAGCUUUGUUUUUGUAAAAAAUGACUGUAGAAAUGUACAUUAUUGAGUAAAACCUGAAGGUUUGUAUAAAUUAGAGAAGAAGAAGCAACUAUAGUGCAGGUUUGAUGGUGUAAAGCAUUAAGAAAAACCAUACCAACUGUAUCGUUGAGCAUUCAGCCAAACAGUAACAACCAAACCGAAAGAACUCUUUGAAAGCUCUUUUGGGUCCAUGAAGGAGUUUCACAACAUAUUUUGUUACUUACCACAAUGUUGGGUCAAAAUACAUUAAAAAAAGACAAAAA